AUCUCGAGUGGAGGAUUUCUGCUUUCCUAAAGCUUCUUGCUCACACUUCCUAGAGCCCCAGCGUAAAUAAGAGGAUUAUUCCGAAGAGAUGGCAGGAGAGACAGAGGAUGAGAUCCCUGAAACUGGAGCUGUUUUCACUUUUGGAAAGAGUAAAUUUGCUGAUAACGCCCCUAGUAAAUUCUGGUUAAAAUAUGACGUGCCUUUGAGAAUAUCCUGUGGAGAUGAACAUACAGCGCUAAUAACAGAAAAUGGGAAGCUGUUUAUGUUUGGCAGUAAUAACUGGGGGCAGCUGGGGCUGGGAACAAAGACCACUGUAAAUAAACCCACUUGUGUGAAAGCUCUUAAAUCAGAGAGGGUGAUGCUCGUAGCCUGUGGACGAAAUCACACACUUGUUUACACGUCCCAUGGUAACCUGUACGCCUCUGGAGGAAAUAAUGAAGGACAGCUUGGCCUGGGUGACUGUGAAGACAGAACCUUUUUCCACCAGGUGGACUUCUUUAGCAAAAAUGAACCAAUCAUUAUGCUUGCUGCUGGUUCCAAUAUAUCUGCUGCCCUUAAACAGGGUGGCAGGCUGUACAUGUGGGGCGAUAACUCUGAGGGUCAGAUUGGAUUGGGAAAGGAGAGUAAUGCAUUGACCCCUCGUGAGGUAUCAGUGGGAAAACGAGUUUCCUGGGUUUCAUGUGGAUAUUAUCAUUCUGCUUUUGUCACCGUGGAUGGGGCCUUGUUUACAUUCGGAGAAAAGGACAGUGGGAAGCUGGGGUUGCCCACAGAGAAGCUGGCUAAUCAUAGAGUCCCACAACAGGUGACGGGCAUCUCUGAUAGGGUGAUGCAGGUGGCGUGCGGUGGAGGUCACACGGUGGCACUUACAGAGCACGAGGUGCUUUCGUUUGGACUGGGUCAGUUUGGCCAACUCGGUCACGGCACAUUCAUAUUUGAGUCUCGUUUACCCAGAGUGGUUGAGCAUUUUAGGAGGGGCAGAGUGAAGCAUGUGGCGUGCGGAGAAAAUCACACAGCGGUUGUAACUGACAGUGGCCUUUUGUACACAUUUGGUGAUGGUCGCCAUGGAAAACUGGGACUUGGAGAUGAGAACUUCACCAAUCAGUUCAGACCAACACUGUGUCCAAGAUUCCUCAACUACCACAUACAGGCUGUAUCGUGUGGUGGAUGUCACAUGCUUGUGUUGGCCAGGCCCAGAGAUGAAAACUCAGAAAAUGUGAUCUUGGAAGAGGAUGAUGUCACAGAAGACUACUUUGAGAAGUCAUACACAGAGCUACUGGGGGAUACGCACAACCAGACCACACUAAACAGGAGUAUCUCUGCUCGUGUCAGACGCCGAGAACGGGAACGUUCUCCAGAUCAGUUUGGACAAAUGUUCAGAACUCUUCCAAACCUAAGUGGAAAUCAACUUAAUACAUCAAUACCUGCUCCCAAUCAAACCUGGCACGCCCACGGUGAACAACCCAGGAAGAUCUCUCACAACGGCCUUCAGAUUCCAAGUGACAAAAACUUUUCAGAGGAUAACGAAAGCGUAAAAGAUCUUGGAGAAACCACUGACUUAUUAAACCUGACUCAUGUAAUGAAGAUGGACCCAUGUGAUAACAGCCUCACAUUGUCUCCUAUACAGAAGGAUUACGAUCAACAAGCUUUCAGGAUCCAGAAGGACGAGACAAAUGAAAGUGUAGGGGGAGAAGAUGAAGAAGAAGAAUAUUCUGAUGAGGAGGAGGUAGAAGAUGAUGAUGUUUCAGAGGUUGAAGAAGAGGCAAAAUGGGAGGAGAAUGAAAAGAAAGAGGUGAUUUUAGAUGAGAAAAGAACCGAGAUGGUGAAGCAGGAGCAAACCAUUACAGAACCAGAUAUACAGAAAAAAGAGAUUAUAACAGAAACAUCUGUCCCUGAUGGACCAACAAAAGUUUCUGAAGAUCUAACUGAUCCUGCUACCAUCUUAAAGGAGAAGACACAGCCAGUGAAAAAUGGUGUUCAAGGAGGCAAACCGAAGACUCUUUUUGGCUCCAGGAAUAGGCUUUCUUUUUUCAAGAGGACAUCUUCCACCGCAAGCAAUCGGGAAAACCCAGUAGAAAGCCCCUCAAGCAAACCACCAGCUGAUGGCCCGUGUGAAAACUCAAAGACUCAAGAGCCAGAAAGAUUUAGCCAUGAACCCCAGACCGCAGGGGCCGACCGGUCCCGAUCAGCUGCUUGCAAUUUACUUUGACAUCUUUUAUCAGCCUCAGUGUAAUGGACCCCAGGCUGGACAUGCUGUUUAUGUGGUGGCCAUUUUUGGGGAAAAACAAAACUGGAAUUAGGAUUAAAGGUUUAAAGGCAGUUUCACAGACAGAGCAGCGUCAUAUCCUGUUGAUGUUGUUGAGUUUAAUCACACUGUGCCUUAUGCUGCCACGCAGCAGAGUUUCAGAUAAUGAAGUACAGUCGGGAGCCAUAUUGUUUCUUCUUGGUACUACAGUCAAUAAUGUCAUUUCCUUCAAAUGUGUGCAGUCUGUGAUGGUAUGAUUUUUAUGACUUUUCUAUGAAAAUAAUGAUCAACGUCAUUACUUGGGAGUUAAGUACAGAUAUGUACUGUAUCAUUAUAUCUAAAAAUUUGAUUGUGUGUGUUUUGUAUAUAUUUAUUUAAGUGUGACCACACUCUCAAGGCACCUGUGCACUUUACAUAUUAAAUAUAUUGUGUUGCUUUGAUGAUUGUGUCAUUUGAAUUUUUGCAAUGUUAUUUGCAAUGUUUUAAUUGAAAUAAUAUUUAUAUCAUACUAAAAUGUGUUCUGUUGUUUCAUGAGAGAUAUUUAUGUAUUAUUUUUUGUGGCAGAUUAUUCUAAAUUGUCAUGGUGAUGUGAAUACUCUUAGAAAUUAAUUUAAAUUGCUUUAUUAGUUUAAAGAAAAUGGAAGCUGUCUGGCAACAUCUUAAAUUUGACAACAAACCCUAAAUGGUUAGUUUACACUUUAGUUUUUAUUUUUAAAUAUACAACAUGAAGGUGACUUUUCCUUACGUAGAACAAUAAAAUAUAUUUUAGC
Messenger RNA from Paramisgurnus dabryanus, 3012 nucleotides. RefSeq names its product retinitis pigmentosa GTPase regulator b (gene rpgrb). Lineage: Eukaryota; Metazoa; Chordata; Actinopteri; Cypriniformes; Cobitidae. The record is from RefSeq and is a predicted model, not a curated record.